Molecule: messenger RNA, 9252 nt
Organism: Symbiodinium sp. CCMP2592
Lineage: Eukaryota; Dinophyceae; Suessiales; Symbiodiniaceae
Source: the annotation of a GenBank genome assembly
AUGGAGGUUGAGCCGGCCCAAGGGGAGCAGCCGCGACAAAAGAUCUUGUCUCUGUUUUUUGCAAAGAGGGCCGAGCCUGAAAAACUGCAGAAGCUCGUGGUCACCUUGCAGUUCGCGGCAAAGAAUGCUCGUCCGCUGUCCACUCUGGACAAUCAACCUCCUCUUGCUCCGAUCCUGGAUGAAUGUGUCAGGGAGAUCCGGCUAGCCGUCGACUUCCCCUUGCCGCCGGACGAGGGGGAGAGGGAAGCUCCAGCCCUGAGCCUGCUGGAUCAGGAGAUCGCAAAGAUCGCUGAGAAGACUGCUGCCGGUGACCCGGACGUCGUGCAGCACUCGCUGGUUUUUCUGCGGCAUCCGAUCGCUCUGACAUUCGUCAAGGUCGUUCCUACUGCCAAGCACCACGGUCAGGGCUACGAGUAUUUGGUCUGCAUGGCAGACGUUUGGCGGAUUCUGGACAUGUCCGUGAGCUACUAUGCAUGGUUCGGAAAGAACCUACACAAAGGCCUUUUCUCGGAGGCUUCGCAGCGAUGGGAAGUUUCCAUGCGCCACUUGGUAAGAACAGACACAUACAAGGGCGAGCAUGAAUCAGUUUACAUGCUGCCUGGUGUCAAACACGAUUGUUCUAGCUCGCUGGGUUUGCUGCUCGUGUUCGCUAUGUUGACUGUCAUUCGUGGCCUUAGCCUCGAGACACAGAAGAACAUCAUUGGAUUCUUGCGAAAGAUUUUCUCCCUGGUCAAGAUGGAUUGCUUGGCCCUCCUGCCGGACUGCAGCUUGCAGGUUCAGGAGGGAUGUGUCAGCAUCAAAAAGUUCUUCAAGAAGUUCGGAGCAGAUGCUACGCGAAUCUUGAACAAAAGGUGGGAAAGUGCCUUGGCACUGGGUCACUCCAGAUCCAACUACCGGGGCAAAGUCGCAAUUGCUGAUGUUUGGUUCUUCAUGUUUAGGCUGCAGCCAGAGGAAGCAUUGCAGUGCAUCCCGAUUGAGCGGGUGCAGAAGCGGCUCCUCCACAUCCUCGCACAGGCAGUCGAGAGGAGCUGUGCAGAUGGUUCCAUCAAGCUCCACACAAGCCCUGGACUCUCCGAGGAUAUGGACGGCCAAUCUCCGUAUUCCAGCGGCAAUGCGAGCCGCACGGCCAACCUUGUUCGAGAACAGCUCUUGACUCGAUUUCUUGCACGUGGCAGCGGAUUUAUAACAGGCAUGCAGAACAAAGAUAACAAGGACAUCGUGCCGGAUAAACUUCCAGGCACGAAAUCCCGCAACCUUCAAGGGGUCGCAGCGGAUCAAUUUGUGACGGCAUAUUUUGCAAGCUCUGCAACUCUCCUGUUGGAGCGGCUUCAGAAACAGGUCUUCCGACACUUGACAUGGUACGAAGAUGCAUCGUCCGUGGCCACUCACAAUGUCCUGACCAUCCACUGCUCUUGUGAUGGCUUGAUUAUCACUUGUCCUCUGAGCUUGCUGCCGGCACUGAAGACCACCAAAGAGACGACGAUCCAAGAAAACUUGGAGACAGUCGAGGCCCUGGGAGAUGUGGCCUCUCAGAAUCCAAAGAGCCUUCGAAAAAAUCUCUGUAAGGACGAAAAAGUGUCCACCAGACAGAAGAUGUUGGCCUUGAACCACUCGCUGCACCAGCUCGUUCGGUUCCGGUUGUCGGACGCUCUUCCGGCUCGGAAGCUCAGGCCAGUCAAGGAGGGCGAGACCCGGCAUUAUGUUCAGAAAGACGGGCUCAAGCGAGCUUAUCUUUGGCAUGCUCAGACAAAAGCUGCAACAUGGCAAUCGACGGAUCAUGUGGGGUUCGACAGCUGCCUUCGGCUCAGCUGCUUGCAAGACGAAGGCGACACAAGCAUGGCCGUUCAGAUGGCCAAUCACGGCCUCUCCAUCAUGAUCCAUAGAGAUUCCAUGCAUAAGCUCCACCGCGAAGAAUGUUUGGCCGCUCAAGACGUUCCCGAGGUCGCUCUCUCCAAGAAGCAGGUGCUCCUGAUCAUGAAGUACGACAAGGCUCCGUGGAAGACCUCGGCCUUCGGCCGACGGUUGCGGGAGGCGAGUGAGCUUGUGGAGGCGAUCCCGUGCACGCACCGGCUGGUGCAAAUGGUCGCUCCCGGCAUUCUCCACGAUUUGGGGAUGGACCCGGCCUCUCCUCUCGAGGCAGUGAAGGACGUUCUCGUCAAGUACGCCAAGGGUCAUCUGGGCACAGGGUCAGACCAUAGUUCCGGGAGAUGGGCCGAUUAUGUGGAUUCCUUCGGGCGGCUCCGCAAAGAGUGGCACUUGCGGCUCUUUUUCAUGCUCUAUGCGGACGUUCUGGAAGGCAAGAAUCCGCUGCACUGCCUGGCCGCUCGCACGGACGAUGACAAGGCUCUUGGCCCUCAGGUCAUCAAGGUCUUGCUUCGGCCUCUCUCUUUCGCCUACGGCAAGUCUGCUUUCCACGUCUUGCGGCCGUUCCGCACGUUCCAAGCAACAGAGGUGCAGGUCGAGAAGACACCCGAGGGGGCCGCUCGCAUGAAACGGUACAUCGCUCUGGAGUGGCCCAACUUGGUCUUGUCUAUCAUGCAAUCCGCCUUGGACCGCCAUCAUCUCGAAGACAUCGUGUGGAACGUGGAUCCCGAGGACGUUCCUUCAUUGCUGAAUGUGCAUUUCAAGCACACCGUGGCCACUCUGAGGCGGCUGGCAGAGUUCGGGCUCCUCUACGGGUCGUUCCCAUGGCGGUUCUUUCUGGUGUGUGACAGCGAUGAUCACGUGGCAGCCCGGACGCUCAAGGAGAUGAAGGACGAGUGGACGUUCCUGCUCCGCCAGGUCUUGAAGGAUCGUGGGAAGGGGCCCAGUAUUCUUCGCGGCUUGGAGACCUGGCAGUAUCCCCAGAACACCAUCGUGAAGUACUGCAGACGAUCGGCCGAUCUGUUGUACCGGGCCGUUGAUCCAUUGGACGAUGAGAAAGACGAUGACGAGGAAGAAGAGGAUUCCGGAUGGUGGCAGAAGCUGCUCGACAUAGCAACAGUGGCAGAAGCGAUCCUGGUGACCGCGAUGGCAGAUCCCGAGGGAAACAAUCGGCUCCAGCUGGCCGAUCUUGCUGGUUCGGCCGGCAUCUCGGCUUCCCCGGAAUGGGACGCGAUCACCUCCUCGCACACGGUGCCCAACCUGUUUUGGCCUCAGCCUGAGUUCCUCUUCUCGGAAGCAGCAAAGUCUCAGAUGGUCAAGAGCAAGUUCGCCACUCCCCUGAAAGCCAAGAGCAAAGCGGUCACUUUGGAUGCAGAGACGCCGCCAAAGGAGCCCAAGAUGGAGCAGCCAAUCGUCAAGACGGAGCCGAUAGAGGACAAGCCAGAACUAUCGCCGGACGCUCUCAUCUACAUUCUGGGAAAUAAAUAUUUGGCCGCUCAGGACGAUGGGUUGAUGAAGUUGCCGCACUUCUUGUCCACGUCGGUCCAAGUUCUGAAGAGCAAGUCCAAUUCCGAUAGAUACCAGAGCCUCGCUUCACUGAUGGACGAUCUCAUCCCUCAGGCAGAAGAAAUUGCUCAGGAUGCGACAGCCUUGCGACGUGCUCAGAUGGACUUUGUCGGCCGCACCAAAGACUUCAUGAGCACGGCCAUGGAGGCCUUGAGGAAGGCAGUGCCGGAAGUCAGGCCCUUCUUUUACUGUUGUGACCGUGUCUUGUUCGCCUCGACCGAAAAACCGGAGCUCAUGAGUGCCCUGGAUUCCAGUGUUGAUCGCAUGAAGGCGGGCAUGGAGGAUAUGGCCGCCGGGAUUCUGGCGAGCAAGAGGGCCAGAGAGAGACUCAUGAAUAAGGACAAGAAGAAGAAGAAAAAGUCGAAGAAGACUGCCAAGAAAAAGAAAAAAUCCAAGAAGAACUCCAGCAGUAGCAGCAGCCAGGAAGACUCCAAUUCGGAGUCAGAUUCAGGCCGUUCUGAUUCGGAGCCGGACGAGAUGACUCAGGAUUCCAUCAUGGAGGAGCUGAAGCUGCAGUUGGGUCUGAAAGGCAAAGAUUUGAAGCUGAAAGACAUGGUGUCUUUCGAGAACAUGACCUGUGAGCAGUUAAUCUUCUUGAUGGCGGAGUCACACAAAUCUUUGGGCACUCUAACAAUCAUGGACUUUCACGAGCUUGGCGGAGAAGCCCGGUCGCUUGCACAGAAGAACAUGAAGGGCUUGCAGCCACCGAAGAAGGCCUCCAAGAAAGACCCCCACAACGUCGAUGCGAAGAAGAUCUUUGUAGAGGCUCAACAGGUCUUUAACCUGGCGGAGAAGAAAUGGAAGGACAGGAUUCUGGCCGUUCUGGAGAAGUUGCUGAGCAAGAGCCGCAAGAACACGGUGCUUCAGUUCCAAACGGUCGUUCAGUUGAGGAAGAGUCUCUUCCCGAGGAUUCGGGACAAUGUCAAGGGAUCCAAGCGCUUUCCCGAGCAAGUGCAGUCUUUGAUUGAGAAGCUCAAGCGAGAUGCGAAGGAUGACCUGGAAAAGGUCGAAGCCAAGGUCAUGUCGAAAGGGCCAAAGGCCGAUCAGCGCAGAGACUCGGAGACGGGGGACGGUGGCCCCGCCAAAAAGAAGAGGCGCCGAUCCAAGGGAUCCAAGGGCAAUCCUGACGAGGAAUCCACAGUGGAGAAAGAGGAUAGCGACGAUGACGACGACGGGGACGAUAACGACGAAGAGGGCUCAGAUGAGAGCUCAACGACACAAGUCUUGCCCGGCGGUGGCCCACAGGUCGGAAUCCCACCGGAUGAUUCCGACCUGUGGGCAGAUCCGAAGUUUCAGCAGUUGGCCGCUCAGGACUCCGAAUCUCGACUUGCACUUCCUGAUGUCCGCGAACGUUUGGCUGCUCAAGGAGUCCGAAGUGCCAGCGAUCUCUUUGAGAAGAUGCUAGCUGACGAGGCGAUGUGCCAGGCCGUUCUGGACGCCAUGUCCACCAAGCCCGGGGAGCAGCCGCGACAAAAGAUCUUGUCUCUGUUUUUUGCAAAGAGGGCCGAGCCUGAAAAACUGCAGAAGCUCGUGGUCACCUUGCAGUUCGCGGCAAAGAAUGCUCGUCCGCUGUCCACUCUGGACAAUCAACCUCCUCUUGCUCCGAUCCUGGAUGAAUGUGUCAGGGAGAUCCGGCUAGCCGUCGACUUCCCCUUGCCGCCGGACGAGGGGGAGAGGGAAGCUCCAGCCCUGAGCCUGCUGGAUCAGGAGAUCGCAAAGAUCGCUGAGAAGACUGCUGCCGGUGACCCGGACGUCGUGCAGCACUCGCUGGUUUUUCUGCGGCAUCCGAUCGCUCUGACAUUCGUCAAGGUCGUUCCUACUGCCAAGCACCACUGUCAGGGCUACGAGUAUUUGGUCUGCAUGGCAGACGUUUGGUGGAUUCUGGACAUGUCCGUGAGCUACUAUGCAUGGUUCGGAAAGAACCUACACAAAGGCCUUUUCUCGGAGGCUUCGCAGCGAUGGGAAGUUUCCAUGCGCCACUUGGUAAGAACAGACACAUACAAGGGCGAGCAUGAAUCAGUUUACAUGCUGCCUGGUGUCAAACACGAUUGUUCUAGCUCGCUGGGUUUGCUGCUCGUGUUCGCUAUGUUGACUGUCAUUCGUGGCCUUAGCCUCGAGACACAGAAGAACAUCAUUGGAUUCUUGCGAAAGAUUUUCUCCCUGGUCAAGAUGGAUUGCUUGGCCCUCCUGCCGGACUGCAGCUUGCAGGUUCAGGAGGGAUGUGUCAGCAUCAAAAAGUUCUUCAAGAAGUUCGGAGCAGAUGCUACGCGAAUCUUGAACAAAAGGUGGGAAAGUGCCUUGGCACUAGGUCACUCCAGAUCCAACUACCGGGGCAAAGUCGCAAUUGCUGAUGUUUGGUUCUUCAUGUUUAGGCUGCAGCCAGAGGAAGCAUUGCAGUGCAUCCCGAUUGAGCGGGUGCAGAAGCGGCUCCUCCACAUCCUCGCACAGGCAGUCGAGAGGAGCUGUGCAGAUGGUUCCAUCAAGCUCCACACAAGCCCUGGACUCUCCGAGGAUAUGGACGGCCAAUCUCCGUAUUCCAGCGGCAAUGCGAGCCGCACGGCCAACCUUGUUCGAGAACAGCUCUUGACUCGAUUUCUUGCACGUGGCAGCGGAUUUAUAACAGGCAUGCAGAACAAAGAUAACAAGGACAUCGUGCCGGAUAAACUUCCAGGCACGAAAUCCCGCAACCUUCAAGGGGUCGCAGCGGAUCAAUUUGUGACGGCAUAUUUUGCAAGCUCUGCAACUCUCCUGUUGGAGCGGCUUCAGAAACAGGUCUUCCGACACUUGACAUGGUACGAAGAUGCAUCGUCCGUGGCCACUCACAAUGUCCUGACCAUCCACUGCUCUUGUGAUGGCUUGAUUAUCACUUGUCCUCUGAGCUUGCUGCCGGCACUGAAGACCACCAAAGAGACGACGAUCCAAGAAAACUUGGAGACAGUCGAGGCCCUGGGAGAUUUGGCCUCUCAGAAUCCAAAAAAAAAAAAAAAAAAUCUCUGUAAGGACGAAAAAGUGUCCACCAGACAGAAGAUGUUGGCCUUGAACCACUCGCUGCACCAGCUCGUUCGGUUCCGGUUGUCGGACGCUCUUCCGGCUCGGAAGCUCAGGCCAGUCAAGGAGGGCGAGACCCGGCAUUAUGUUCAGAAAGACGGGCUCAAGCGAGCUUAUCUUUGGCAUGCUCAGACAAAAGCUGCAACAUGGCAAUCGACGGAUCAUGUGGGGUUCGACAGCUGCCUUCGGCUCAGCUGCUUGCAAGACGAAGGCGACACAAGCAUGGCCGUUCAGAUGGCCAAUCACGGCCUCUCCAUUAUGAUCCAUAGAGAUUCCAUGCAUAAGCUCCACCGUGAAGAAUGUUUGGCCGCUCAAGACGUUCCCGAGGUCGCUCUCUCCAAGAAGCAGGUGCUCCUGAUCAUGAAGUACGACAAGGCUCCGUGGAAGACCUCGGCCUUCGGCCGACGGUUGCGGGAGGCGAGGGAGCUUGUGGAGGCGAUCCCGUGCACGCACCGGCUGGUGCAAAUGGUCGCUCCCGGCAUUCUCCACGAUUUGGGGAUGGACCCGGCCUCUCCUCUCGAGGCAGUGAAGGACGUUCUCGUCAAGUACGCCAAGGGUCAUCUGGGCACAGGAUCAGACCAUAGUUCCGGGAGAUGGGCCGAUUAUGUGGAUUCCUUCGGGCGGCUCCGCAAAGAGUGGCACUUGCGGCUCUUUUUCAUGCUCUAUGCGGACGUUCUGGAAGGCAAGAAUCCGCUGCACUGCCUGGCCGCUCGCACGGACGAUGACAAGGCUCUUGGCCCUCAGGUCAUCAAGGUCUUGCUUCGGCCUCUCUCUUUCGCCUACGGCAAGUCUGCUUUCCACGUCUUGCGGCCGUUCCGCACGUUCCAAGCAACAGAGGUGCAGGUCGAGAAGACACCCGAGGGGGCCGCUCGCAUGAAACGGUACAUCGCUCUGGAGUGGCCCAACUUGGUCUUGUCUAUCAUGCAAUCCGCCUUGGACCGCCAUCAUCUCGAAGACAUCGUGUGGAACGUGGAUCCCGAGGACGUUCCUUCAUUGCUGAAUGUGCAUUUCAAGCACACCGUGGCCACUCUGAGGCGGCUGGCAGAGUUCGGGCUCCUCUACGGGUCGUUCCCAUGGCGGUUCUUUCUGGUGUGCGACAGCGAUGAUCACGUGGCAGCCCGGACGCUCAAGGAGAUGAAGGACGAGUGGACGUUCCUGCUCCGCCAGGAAGAGGCCGCUCCGAAUGCUCAUGGAUCCUUUCCAUUGUCGCAGGUCAUCUGGUUGCGGUGGCGAGUCUACCGGGAAGUCAUGACCUUUGCGGAGGAAAGGGACUUCCGCCUGUGCGAGGAGGUCCGGCAGCUCAUCAAGGCCUACCAGGCCUCUCCGAGCUCCACGCUGGGAUGCGAAGACGCCUUUCGCUCGCUCCGGAAGGCCGAAAGGAAGAAGGGCGGAGGAGAGGCCGCUCCAUCGCAGCUGCAGGCUCAAGCCGUGAAGGCUUGCAGCGAGAGGUUCGGUGGAGACGGCGGGUUCCAGGUGGCCGAGGUCGCUCCUUCGCAGAUCCACUCGAUCCCGGUGAAGCAGACUGUGAAGGCCAGUGUCUACACGGCCGCUCGGAGCACAGGACCUGAGACUGGACUCUCUUUCUUUUCGGGCAUGGUACGUGAGGCGACUGUCAGCCCUUAUUUCCUCACACGGAAAUGCAUCAACCUCUGGAACAUGUUCAAGCGGAAGGAAGGAGAUCUGUCAGACGCAUGGCUUGCAGAGUUGUCCAGACCCGGGCAGGUGCUGAACGCCGGCCGCGACUACUGGUUGGUCGUGGAGUCCUUCGACGGCGGUCGCGAGAGGGUGGCGGUCGUUCCCACAAACGAAUGCUAUUUGCAGGACGUUUCUCCACCGAAGUUGGAGGAUUCCAACGUUUGUGGGGCCGUUCCAGUGCUGCAGGGCGGCAAGAUGGUUCUGAGGCUGGGGACCCCGACGCCUUUGAUGAACCAUGCCCUGCAAAACUAUGCUUCCCGCCUGUCGUUCAAUUGCCUGAGGCAGCUCUGCAGCUUCUGCAAUGUUCGGCCGAAGUCUACGAAGAAGAGCUGUGCCGAGGCCGUUCUGGCCCACCUGGCUUAUACCAAGGAACAGAUGGACGAGAUCUUGCGGACGUUCAAGUCCAAAGGCAAGGAGGAGGAGGCCGAGGACGAAGAGGAUGCGGUGCAAGAAGGCGAACCGGUUUUGGGUGUGGACACAGUCUGCGAAGCCAAGAUCUUGAGCAAACUCUUGCAGAAGCUGGAAGAGACGGAAGCUCAGGAGACGCCGAACAAGUCCGGAAUGCCGGAGAAGGCCGCUCAGGAAGCAGCAGGACACGGACCGUCCGAGCAGGAGCCCGCUGAGCCCGCUCCGGCCGAAACAAAGCGGCCCUCCCCUGCGACUGCGAGCGGCGGAGUCGUUCCUUGGACGGAGGCCGAUCGUGGUGUUCACGAUAGGCCCGAUGUCGCCAAGGAGAAGAUUCCGGACAGGUGCAGGCUCGCCAUGCACACACCUGACAACGCCUCGCCUUUCAUACAGGGACAUCUCCCCGCUGAUGAGACUUGGAGGGGCCGUUCCAGCACCUCCCGUGCAUUCCGGCCACUCAGCAGUGAGCAAACAGUGCAAGGUCGUGCAACCAGAACAUACGACUCAGCUUUGGCGGAAGUUCUCGAGUUUCUGUGGUCCUGGCACGAGGCCAAGACUCAUUCCUCGGCGGAUUUGGCCGCUUCUAGUACUGCGGUUGAUCAUCCAAAGGGCGACGGGGUCCCGGAUCCCUCUCCCGCUUCCGAAGCGCCUCGCAAGAAACGCAAGGUUUCAUAG